AUGGAGCAUGAUAGUAAAGUGUACCUCGUGGUAGUUGACUACUUCUCGCGAUUUCUCGACGUCAUCCCGCUGCGUUCCACGACGUCUGCCAGCAUUGUCUCCAAGCUGCAUGGUCUCUUCGCCACCCAUGGCAUCCCAGCAUGCCUAGUAAGUGACAAUGGUCCCCAGUUUGCAAGUGCGGACUUCCGUAGCUUUGCCCACUUGUACGACUUCAGUCACCGAACCUCCAGUCCUCGCUACCCCCAAUCGAACGGCGAAGCAGAACGAGCUGUCCGAACUGCUAAGGAGCUUCUCAAGAAGAACCCGAGUCUGCCUGAUGCUCUCCUAGCGUAUCGCAACACGCCGCUAGCCAACGGCUUUGCGCCAGCUCAGCUCUUGUAUGGUCGACGUAUCCGCACGACCGUCAUGACGUCUGCAGAGCAGCUUCACCCAGAAUGGCCCGACAUCACCGCUCUCCUGACCACUGAGUACACCCUGCAGGAGAAGCAGAAAGAGGUUUACGACAGCCGCCAUGCUGCCCGACCUCUGCCGCCAUUAGAGCCUGGUGACAAGGUGUGGAUCCCAGACUUGAAGAAGGAAGGGAAAGUAGUGGAACGCCUGUCAAACCGUUCGUACAAUGUGGAGACAAACACCGGCACUGUUCGUCGCAACCGCCGACACGUCAUCAAGCAACCCUUGGACGACACCGCAGCUGUUGUUGAUGUUGAGCCGAACACCGCUGACCAGCCAGCAGCGCCACGUCGUUCGGAACGGGCCACUCGAGGUGUCCCAGCAAACCGUUUGCUGGAACAGAUGUGA
This is a messenger RNA of Sycon ciliatum, 798 nucleotides long. RefSeq lists its product as uncharacterized. Gene Ontology annotation, biological process: DNA integration. Lineage: Eukaryota; Metazoa; Porifera; Calcarea; Leucosolenida; Sycettidae. The transcript has a single exon. The record is from RefSeq and is a predicted model, not a curated record. The coding region runs from base 1 to 798 and encodes 265 amino acids. Gene Ontology annotation, molecular function: nucleic acid binding.